AUGUCAUCUACUCAACAUCAUUGUGCUGCUUGCCAUAUGCUUGCACAUAGCAGAAGUACUUAUAAGCAAUGUCUCAUGAACCCAAAGAACAUUUCUCUCCACAUUCCUCAAAAGAGAACUAAUGUAGAUGAAUAUCCUGCAGAAAGUAGCCAAACUGCUGCCUUGAGAAUAAGAAGUGAGCCUGUCCAAGACCAAAAUUUGGACAUAGAAACAUCGACUUCUAUUUCAGUUUCUGAGUUGACUGAAUUUUCACUCGCAAAUGAGACUAUUACUGAAGUUCUUGAAGCAGUCAUGGAAGAAGAGAUUGAGGAGACUUUAUCCGAUGAAGAAGUGACUGGAAGAGAAGAAGAAGUCGAGGAGAUUUUAACUGUGAAUAGAGGAUCAAUUUCACUCCAUUGUUCUCACUGUAACGGAACUGAUCAUAGCCAAAUUAUAAGCAGAUUUUGUCCAAACAAUAACAGUAGCAGAGCAAGAGGAUCUAGAAAUCGAGGCAGAGACUUGAAUAAUAUUGUCCAACUUCCAGCUAUUUAA
Phycomyces blakesleeanus NRRL 1555(-) is the source of this 531-nucleotide messenger RNA. RefSeq lists its product as hypothetical. The record is from RefSeq and is a predicted model, not a curated record. NCBI's taxonomy places the organism in Eukaryota, Fungi, Mucoromycota, Mucoromycetes, Mucorales, Phycomycetaceae. The transcript is spliced from 2 exons. The coding region runs from base 1 to 531 and encodes 176 amino acids.